Molecule: messenger RNA, 254 nt
Organism: Nilaparvata lugens (brown planthopper)
Lineage: Eukaryota; Metazoa; Arthropoda; Insecta; Hemiptera; Delphacidae
Product: putative gustatory receptor 28b
Exons: 3
Coding region: 3-254 (83 amino acids)
Biological process (GO): sensory perception of taste
Cellular component (GO): dendrite; neuronal cell body; axon
Source: RefSeq, a predicted model, not a curated record
CAAUGGUUGUUCAUAGACUGUUGAAAUAUGGAGACAUAUCAAAUAUAGCAAAUGAGCUACGACAUUUUUCACUUGAGCUUUUGCAUGAAAAAUUCCGAUUCAGUGUUUAUGGAUUGUUCGACAUUGAUUACACCCUCAUUACUACGGUUACAGGAGUUGUCUGUACGUAUCUCAUCAUUCUCUAUCAGUUGAUGGGAAGCAAAUCAAACUCUACUGAAUCACCAAACACAUCAAUAGUUGAAGGACUCAAUUAA